Molecule: messenger RNA, 390 nt
Organism: Dibothriocephalus latus
Lineage: Eukaryota; Metazoa; Platyhelminthes; Cestoda; Diphyllobothriidea; Diphyllobothriidae
Source: the annotation of a GenBank genome assembly
GCUGAGGCGGAGGAGAAGGUGGAGGGCCUUCGGCGUUGUCUUCUCGCGUCCUCGUACUCCCGCUAUGAGCUAAGUCGGGAGUUGUUACAGCAAACGGCCCUGCUGAAUCGCCUUACUACCGAAAUGCAGGCCAUGAAGGAGACUUCAUCAGAUUCCGAAAUCAAGGAAAACAAGGCGCCUCUAUCACCUUCAGCAGAAGCUGAGAGCCCCUCAAAAGACUCUUCACCUAAUCCAACAGGCGCCGUCCAGAGUGCGCAGACUUCUGGGCCCGUAUUCUUGUGGGAAAUCGGCAAUGCCAAGGAUGCAGACGCACCGGCGGAGCCAGACGAAGGGAAGAAGCGGCAGGAGAAGGAAAAGAUGGUCGAAGAACUUGGCUGCAAGCCAUCUUAA